Molecule: messenger RNA, 681 nt
Organism: Paramecium tetraurelia
Lineage: Eukaryota; Ciliophora; Oligohymenophorea; Peniculida; Parameciidae
Exons: 2
Source: RefSeq, a predicted model, not a curated record
AUGCGCAAAAGAUUGGGAGCCUUUCAUGCAGAGUCUAUUGAAUAAUACAUUCAAUUAUCAUAGCAUAAAUAAGAACUGCAGAACAAAUAUGAAGUAAAAGAGAUGUGUCCUCAUGCUUACCAAUAUGAAGAAAUUGAUAAGGACACAAAUGUAUUAUUUGGCAAAGAAUCUAUUUAGACAUCGACCAAAGAGGAGGAAAUUGAUUAGAAGGAAUAUUGCAGUAUCAAUGUUUUAAUCGUGGAUAAUUGUGACCAAAUAGAUGAAAUAUUUAAAUAUUGCAAUACUCCUAGACAACCAAGAUCACAUUAUCAUCUAGAAUAUUGUUCCAAAGUAGAAUCAACAAAUUCAAAGGAAAAUCAUUUUCACUUUUGGAUUAUUAACUAAGAAUCCUCAAAAUAUUAAGAGCUAAUUAAUGGUAUAUCUUAGAAACAAUAAAUAGUGUAUUUUAGUAUUGCUGAUAUAUAUAUCUAUUUAUAUCACAAAUCCUUUGAACCAAAGUUCCAGUCAUUCACAGAGAAGGUUAAGUCCCUUAACAAAAAAGAAAACAAAGUCAUCUAUAAAAUUGUUAAUAAUAAAAGAAUUAGUAGUAUGAACAACUUUUAAGACAAGGAAUAGGUGAGAGAGAUUACACUAUAAAGUCUAGGGGAAGUAAUAAAAAGAGUAAAAGAUCAGUAUUUUUGA